Molecule: messenger RNA, 485 nt
Organism: Hydractinia symbiolongicarpus
Lineage: Eukaryota; Metazoa; Cnidaria; Hydrozoa; Anthoathecata; Hydractiniidae
Product: elongin-C-like
Exons: 3
Coding region: 18-353 (111 amino acids)
Biological process (GO): ubiquitin-dependent protein catabolic process
Cellular component (GO): elongin complex
Molecular function (GO): protein-macromolecule adaptor activity
Source: RefSeq, a predicted model, not a curated record
GUUAGUAUUACAAUAAAAUGGCUGAUGAGAACAAAUAUACUGGGUGUGAAGGUCCAGAGUCGAUGUAUGUCAAAUUGAUAUCAAGUGACGGUUACGAGUUUAUAGUAAAAAGAGAGCAUGCUUUAACAUCCGGUACUAUCAAAGCAAUGCUUAGUGGUCCUGGUCAGUUUGAAGAGAAUGACACCAAUGAAGUCCAAUUUCGCGAAAUCCCGUCGCACGUCCUCGAAAAAGUGUGUACGUAUUUUUGUUAUAAAGUACGCUAUACAAACAGCAGCACGGAAAUACCGGAAUUUCCGAUUCAACCCGAUAUCGCGUUGGAACUUUUAAUGGCGGCCAACUUUCUAGAUUGCUGAAUAGCAAAAUCAGAUUGAUCUGAGAAGAGUGUGAAUGCCUGAUUUUAAAGUUUGGGAGCGACCUAAAUUUGUCGCCAAUUAUAAAAUUUACAUGUAUAUAUUUUGUAAGGAAAAGAAAAAAAACAACAAAAA